CUGAACGCAGCCCAGUACGUACGAAAUAAAAGAGGACUGAUCGAAAAGAGAGGUUAGAUAGCCCCACGAGUCCGCGCGCGGCGGAACGUAACAUAACCUCGCGGAGACUCUCUCGCGAUUCUCGCGCGUGUGAAACUCGGAUCGGUCGCGUGGAGAUGAGGCGCUAGGGUGUUACGUCGGCCCCAGCAUGCUCCUCACUCGGAUCACGCGGUACGUCCUCUUCGCGUCGAACGUCACCUCCGCGUCGUGGAGGCGAGCGCUGCGCGAGGAGGCUGUCGAAGGCCGGCCGUUGAGUCGUGCCAUUCACGUCGGCCAGCAGCGGCGGAAGGACGACAACAAGAAGAAGAAAGAGGAGAAGGGGAGCAAGCCGUCGGCCCUGAUACUUCACGCCUUCUCGAACGCCGAGAGCAAGGAGAGGGAGGCCUAUCUGGACAUCCUGCGCGAGUACAAGAACAACAACGACGUUCGGCACGGCCACAUGGAGUUCAUACAGGUCGCCCUCAAGUACAUGGACGAGUUCGGGGUGAAUCGCGACCUCGCGGUCUACAAGUCCCUGCUGGACGUGCUGCCCAAGGGCAAGUUCGUCCCGCGCAACUACUACCAGACGAUGUUCAUGCAUUACCCGAAGCAGCAGUACGUCACCGUCGAGCUGCUCUGCAAGAUGGAGCACAACUGCGUGAUGCCGGACCUGGAGAUGCAGGAGAUGCUGCUCAACAUCUUCGGCAAGCACGGGCUGCCGCUGAAGAAGUUCUGGCGGAUGAUGUACUGGAUGCCCAAGUUCGCCAACCUGAACCCCUGGCCGUGCGCCCGGCCGGCGCCCAAGGACCCGCGGGUGCUCGCCCGGCUGGCGAUGAGCAAGAUGGCCAGCGCGGACGUGCGGAGCACGAUCACGGACUUCGAGACCAGGGACGUGGAGGACGCGAUCGAGGACACGUGGAUCGUGUCUGCGAUGAGCGGCUCGCAGGAGGAACUGCUGCGAACGCACCCUCCGGACACUCCGAUCUUCGUCGAGGGGCCGUAUACGGUCUGGGUCGCGGACCAGUGUAUAGAUUAUUUUGUUCUGAAGGGAGCGCCCAAAGAAAGGCAGAAUGUUAAGGAAGAUCCCGAUGAUGUUUCAAAUAUCAGAAUACCAUUUUGGGACAAGAAAGAACUUAUUCUUGCACCUAUGGUUCAUGAGCAAGACGAUGGCACGUAUUUUGCAAUGUGCGCCACCGGCACGUCCACGAAAGACUCCUUGCUAUCUUGGAUACGAUGUCUGCAAAAGAAGAAUCCCAGCUUGACUGUAAUUCCGGUAGUGUUCAAAUUAAUGUCGUCCACGAGGGAACAGUUGUACAUCGAGACUGAUGAAAGUGAAAACGAGAUAGUGCGAAUGAAGGAUGAUAGUACAAAUUAACAGGUACAGAUUGUUGAAUUACUAAAUGCCGAAUAGUGGUAUACGAUAUCACUAAUGUAACAAAUCGACACGCAUGUCUGUAGAUAGCUCUUGUUUGUAUAUAAAAAUAUAACGUUUUUCAUAACGUUGACAUCAUUUCAA
Molecule: messenger RNA, 1534 nt
Organism: Wasmannia auropunctata (little fire ant)
Lineage: Eukaryota; Metazoa; Arthropoda; Insecta; Hymenoptera; Formicidae
Gene: ECSIT
Product: evolutionarily conserved signaling intermediate in Toll pathway, mitochondrial
Exons: 2
Coding region: 188-1393 (401 amino acids)
Cellular component (GO): mitochondrion
Source: RefSeq, a predicted model, not a curated record